CCGAGCAAAGGAUGAAAAGGAAGGAUUCCCAGCAUCUUUUGGAGAAACAGCCUUUUACAUAGUGUCUUCAUGGCAUUUAUUUCUUCAGCAUAUCUAUACUGAGCAUAUGCCAAAUAUUGCUCUAGGUACUGGGGACAUGGUGGUGAAUAAAAAAUUAUAGUGCAUGCUCUCAGAGAGUUUAUAUUCUUGUGGGGAGAGGCAGGAAAUAAAUGAGAACAUAUCAGAUAGUAUAACAGAGAGAGAGACAUGGGUAGUCAGGGAAGGCUUCUCUGAGAUGACAUUCAGGCUUAGACUUGAAUGGCAAGGAGUCAGCUCUGCAAAGACUCAGAGGAAAAGCCUUGUAGACAGAAGGAACAGGAAGUGCAAAGUCCCUGAGGCAGCAAUGGGCAUGGUCAUUUUGAAGAAUAGCAAGGAAGCCACCAUGGUUGAGAGCUGUUGAAGUGAGGUGGGAAUGGGGGGAGGGGCCGACUGUGGAUUCCUGUAGGCCCCAUGGGAAGGAUGCGGAAUUUUAUUCAAACUGCAAUGGCAAGCUGUUGGAGGGUUUUAAGCAGAGAUGAGACACGAUCAAAUUUAUGUUACACGACUGGAUAGGGAGUGGACAGUAGGGAACGAGAGCAGAAACAGGGAAGCCAUUUAGGAGGCCACUGAUCGAUUUGGUGGGGGGAUUGGGAAAGAGAAAUCAAGGGCUCCUAGGUUUGUGGCUUGAUCUGCUGAGUGGACACGGAGGCCAUUUAAUGCAAUGGGGACAAUAGGGUUAGGAGUUGGGUUGGACAAUGGGUGGAAAUCAGGAGUUGUGUUUUGACCAUGCUUAGCUGAAAUGCCGGGUAGGCAACCAUGUGGGGCUGAGUAGGCAGUCGAAUAUUCCAGUCUGGAGUUCACUGGAUAGCUUAGGGCUUGUGAGAUACGCACACAUUUGGAGUCAUAAACAAUACUUUAUCUCAGUGAUGGGCUGGGAAACAGUCUCCCCAGGAAAAUAAAGAAAGCACCUCUGACAUGUAGUGUUUGCUGAUAUCUGUGGUAUAAAUUCGCCACGGCUGAUUUCAGGCUGCCAGUGGUUCAGCGCUGGCAGAAAUCCUGAACAUUAAACUCUGAUCCUGGAGCAAAUAACACUCGGCUUCAUUUGCGCAUCAAAACAACUCUUGAAGUUGGCAGGAAUGUUCCAUUUGACAGACAAGGCUUAGAUUCAGUGAUCUAUUCAAGGUCACACAGGGAGUUGGUGGCAAAGUUGGGGGCCUCCUGACCCCCCCAGUUCCCUCUGGCUUGCUGACUCAAAGUAAAACAGACUGUAGCAGUAAGCACGGAGAGGGAAGUGUAAGGAAGAACUUCCACUGUGGAAUCUUUGAGAGGCCAUGGUUUAGGACUUUUUUUCCUCCUCUUUGCCUCACUUCCUUUUAAGAUGAUUUAGGGCAAAUCAGGACUGAGAGGUUACUGGAAAAGCCCUCCAGACAUAGGGACCUCAGGAUGCUUAUGGAGGUCAGGAGGGUGUGGGGAACUGUGUGUGUGUGUGUGUGUGUGUGUGUGUGUGUGUGUGCGCGCGCGCGCGCAGAUGGGGGGCUUAGCUCCUGCGUCUCUCCCCAGGACAGCAGAGCUGGUCACCUCUCAUUCUGUACCAAGGUGUGCUAUGGCAUUGGGGGGAUCCCCAACCAGGUGGCCUCCAGCGCCACUGCCUUUUACCUGCAACUCUUCCUGCUUGAUGUGGCACAGAUCCCUGCUGCCCAGGUGUCACUUGUCCUGUUUGGAGGAAAGGUGUCUGGGGCAGCUGCUGACCCUGUGGCUGGGUUCUUCAUCAACAGAAGUAGGAGGACAGGGUCUGGACGACUCAUGCCCUGGGUGCUGGGCUGUACACCCUUCAUCACGACGGCCUACUUCCUCCUGUGGUUCCUGCCCCCCUUCACCAGCUUGCGGGGCCUCUGGUACACCACCUUCUACUCCCUGUUCCAGGCCCUGGCCACGUUCUUCCAGGUGCCCUACGCGGCGCUCACCAUGCUCCUGACCCCCUGCCCGAAGGAGCGGGACUCGGCCACCGCGUACCGGAUGACCAUGGAGAUGGCGGGGACGUUGAUGGGGGCCGCCGUCCACGGCCUCAUCGUGUCGGGCGCCCACGAGCCGCACAGGUGCGAGGACGCCGCGCUCCCCGGACCGGUCGCCGUCUCUCCCGACGCGACUCGUCUCUACUCCAUUGCCUCCGCUGUGGUUGCUGUGACCUACCCUGUGUGCAGUAGUUUGCUCUGCCUAGGGGUGAAGGAGCGACCAGGCUCCUCCGUCCCAGCCUCAGGCCCAGGCCCGAGCUUCCUGGCUGGGCUGGUGCUCACUGUCCGGCACCCACCUUACCUGAAGCUGGUCAUCUCCUUCCUGUUCAUCUCAGCAGCCAUUCAGGUGGAGCAGAGCUACCUGGUCCUGUUCUGUACACAUGCCUCCCGGCUACAUGACCAUGUCCAGGGCGUGGUGCUAACCAUCCUGGUCUCAGCUGUGCUGAGCACGCCGCUGUGGGAAUGGGUUCUACAGCGAUUUGGGAAGAAGACAUCAGCCUUUGGGAUCUGUGUGAUGGUGCCUUUUGCAAUCCUGUUGGCUGCUGUGCCCACAGCACCUGUGGCAUAUGUGGUGGCCUUUGUAUCUGGCAUGAGCAUUUCUGUGUCCUUGCUGCUACCCUGGUCCAUGCUUCCAGAUGUGGUGGAUGACUUCCAGCUGCAGCACCAGCACGGCCCAGGCCUGGAGACCAUCUUCUACUCAUCCUAUGUCUUCUUCUCCAAGCUUUCUGGUGCAGGCGCCCUGGGCAUCUCCACUCUCAGUCUGGAGUUUGCGGGGUAUGAGGCAGGAGCCUGCAAGCAGGCGGAGCAGGUGGUGGUGACCCUCAAGGUCCUCAUCGGUGCCGUGCCCACCUGCAUGAUCCUCACCGGUCUGUGCAUCCUCAUGGUCAGCCCCACUCCAAAGGUGCCCAGCCAGAACUCCUCCCGCCGGCUGAGCCUUCAGAGGCGGACCAGCUACACCCUUGCUUGAAGUCUGAGCUUGUGUGGGCUGGAACAGCAGGAGCCAGCGUCUUCUGGGCUCGAUGUUCCUCUUUCUUCUCGGCCCCUUAGCAUACUUACUUCGAAGGUUACAUGCGACCCAUCUUUUCCCCUGGGAUAUGGAGUCUUCAGUGACAUCUCCUGAAGGGACCAGCCUGGGCUCCAGUUCCCUCAGCCGUCAUUUCUUGCCUGUUGACCACAGACCAGGUCAGAGAGGCCUGUGCCCCUGACCACCCAGCUCCAGGUAACCUUGACCUGGAAAGCAUCCCAAUAGCAGCUAUUCCUGGAAAAAGGAAGCCCACAACCUGCUCACCCAACAGGACAGACACACAGACCUCUUGUUCCUCCUAAUACUCCAGUAGACAUCAGAGAGAGAGGCUGACAGACAUCGCACGAAUGGGCAGAGUGGGGACAGAUGGACAUGCUGGGGAUGUCACGAAAAGAGACACAGACAGAUGCACUGAGGCCAACAGACCCCAGAGGGAGCACAUGGGGACAGCGGUGGGGUGAGGAGACCGAGCAGGCCGCCAGAGGCGUUUCUCAAGCCUUUCUCUUUUGUUCAGAUAACACUGUUUCUGGAAAUGGACACAGGCCGAUAUGGAGCCAUCAAAGAUCAAUCAUUUUUAUGAACAAAAGUUCUUUUUGUGGAAAUAUUUUUUUGAAAUGGUAUCUUAUAAAAAGCACAGGGACCACAGUUUUCUGAAGGCCAUAUCUUUGAGGAAGAAAGAUCCACUGAGGUUUAUUUUUUCAAAAAAAAAAAAAAAAUUAAAAGGUUUAUCUUCUAUUGA
Messenger RNA from Herpailurus yagouaroundi (jaguarundi), 3793 nucleotides. It is a transcript of the gene MFSD2B, whose product is annotated as MFSD2 lysolipid transporter B, sphingolipid. Gene Ontology annotation, cellular component: plasma membrane. The record is from RefSeq and is a predicted model, not a curated record. The transcript is spliced from 13 exons. Gene Ontology annotation, molecular function: sphingolipid intramembrane carrier activity; symporter activity. Lineage: Eukaryota; Metazoa; Chordata; Mammalia; Carnivora; Felidae. Gene Ontology annotation, biological process: carbohydrate transport; lipid transport. The coding region runs from base 1462 to 2997 and encodes 511 amino acids.